Molecule: messenger RNA, 2004 nt
Organism: Argiope bruennichi
Lineage: Eukaryota; Metazoa; Arthropoda; Arachnida; Araneae; Araneidae
Exons: 5
Coding region: 1-2004 (667 amino acids)
Source: RefSeq, a predicted model, not a curated record
AUGACUGUUCUAUUGUGGUGUCGAGUCUCUUGCCAGGAGCCUUCUGGUUCCGAGGCCUCGGUUAUCAUGGUCACCAUUUCUGCAAAAUGGCUAAUUAAGAAAGUAAUCGAAGAGCUGCCAGAUGCUAUGCAAGGUGUCCUUGAAUUCAUAGGGCAAAAUUUAAGUGUAGGUAAAACACAUAUAAAGAGGCAAUUUUGGUAUAGCAAUAUGGGGGCGGAAAUGAAAAAUAUAGGUGGAAAAAGUAUGAGGACAGUUAACUACCAUCCGAAUAAUGAGAUGUAUCUUUUGCGGAAUGCUUUGUCUGGUGAUGGCACUUGGGACUCUAAUAACAGUACCUCUCUUGUCCAUGAAGACAUAAUCGAGGAAGUUCCUACCAACGAAAUGAACUCUUAUGGUAAUUAUUUACCUCACCGUGCAGUGAUAAAACUAAGCAGCAGCACUACUCCAAUUCGUCCGGUGUUUGACGCUUCAGCGAGAUUAGCAAAUUAUCCAUCUUUGAAUCAGUGCUUGGAAUGUGGUCCUAAUCUCAUUGAGCUUAUUCCAAAUAUUCUUCUUCGAUUCAGAGAGGGACAGCUUGGCGUUAUAGCUGACAUCAGGAAAGCUUUUCUGCAAAUUAGUAUUCGUAAAGAGGAUAGAGACUUCCUUCGGUUUUUGUGGUGGGAAAAUAGAGAAGAAAAGAAAUUGAGAGUUUUUCGUCACACAAGAGUUGUUUUUGGGGUAAAAUGUAGCCCUUUUCUUUUAGCUUCAGUAAUUGAGUACCAUAUUCAAAAAUGUGAAGGAUUUGAAAAAUCUUUGAAGAAAAGACUUUUGGAGAGUUUCUACAUUGAUAAUGUCGUUACUAGUGUCGACAGUAAAGACCAAUUAGAUCGAUUCAUUGACAAUUCUAAAACCUUGAUGGCAAAAGGUGGUUUUGAUCUUAGAGAAUGGGAAUGGUCUGGCGACUGUGAAACUAAUUCAAAGGAAGAAACUCAGGUAUUAGGUCUUAUUUGGAAUAAGAAAUUAGACACUUUGAAAAUUAACAUGAAAUGGCUGGAUGGCAUUAAUGUGGAAAAAGUAACUAAAAGGAGUAUGUUAUCUACAGUACAUAAAGUAUUUGAUCCUUUUGGAUUCACUGCAUCAGUGAUGCUCUGUCCGAAAAUAAUGCUACAAAAGGCAUGGGCAUUAGGUACAAGUUGGGAUGAAGAAGUAACUGGUGAGCUUCGUAAAGAAUUUCUACAGUGGUUUCAAGAACUUAAGCAUUUGUCUGACAUACAGAUUCCUAGGUGUGUUCAAGCAUCUUCAAAAGAUAUAAGCAACUGCACUAUUCAUACGUUUGUUGAUGGAAGCAAAGAUGCAUAUGCUGCUGUUACAUUCCUUAGAAUAGAAAAUAAUGGUCGAAUCGAGCUAUUUCUACUUGCAGCGAAAUCUCGAGUGGCUCCUUUAAGAGGCACAACUAUCCCAAGAAUGGAACUUCUUGCGACGGUGAUUGGAGCGAGGCUAGCGAAUUCAGUUGUUGAAGCUCUUGGUUGGAAAAAUGUUACGAUAUAUUACUGGAGUGAUUCUACAACAGUGCUUGCAUGGAUAUUACGAGAAGAAAAUUGGUCUGUCUUCGUUAGGAACAGAGUCCAAGAGAUAAGGAAGUUGAGUAAUCCUACAUCAUGGAGACACAUACCUGGUGAUAAGAAUCCGGCAGAUUUACCUUCCAGGGGCUGCAAGGCAAAACAUCUAGUCUCCCUAAGAUGGUGGGAGGGUCCACAAUGGAUGAAAAAUGCUUUUGAAUUUCAAAACAUUAUGGGUUCCACCAACCAUGAUUGGAAUGAAGAAGAGAUUAGAAAGGAAAAGUCUAAGACGACUUUUAUAUUAUCAAAUAAUGAAGCCUGUGGUGUUGCAAACUGGUACUACAGAUAUUUUUCGAACUAUGAUAGAAUAGUUCGUCUUGUUGCAUGGAUCCUCCGCUUCAUGAACAACUGCAAAAAUAUAACUGAGAAGAAGCAUGGGCCCUCUGAAGUGGGUAACAUUUCUUGA